AGUUCAUCUAGAUUUAACAGUGGAGAGGCUCGAGCAUCAGUCCAACCAGCAAACUACGAGUCGUUUCCCCCUAAGAAACGCGGACAGCGCCGAGAAGAAAAGCUUGAAUCAUGUGUGGGAUCUUUGCUUACCUGAAUUACCGAGUGCCUCGCACCAGAAAGGAGAUAUUUGAGACGCUGGUGAAGGGACUGCAGAGGCUGGAGUACAGAGGGUACGAUUCAGCAGGUAUUGCUGUGGAUGGCCCAAACAAGACUGAUGGCGGCAGCAACAGCAUCUGCUUGAUCAAGGAGAAGGGGAAGGUCAAGGCUCUGGAUGAGAAGCUAUACAAGGAAGGCUCUCUGGACCUGGAUGUGGAGCUGUGCACACACUUUGGAAUAGCUCACACACGCUGGGCCACACACGGAGAGCCCAGCGACCUCAACAGCCACCCUCAUCGCUCCGACAAGAAUAACGAGUUCGUCGUCGUCCACAAUGGCAUCAUAACCAACUACAAAGAGCUGAAGAAGUACCUGAUCAGCAAAGGCUAUGAGUUUGAGUCUGAGACUGACACGGAGGUGAUCCCCAAACUGAUCAAAUACGUCUAUGACAACCGAGAGGGUCACGUCACCUUCUCCACGUUGGUGGAGAGGGUCAUCCAACAGCUGGAGGGAGCCUUCGCUCUGGUAUUUAAAAGCCAUCAUUACCCUGGAGAGGCCGUGUCCACCAGGAGAGGAAGUCCAUUGCUCAUUGGUGUGCGAAGCGAGCACGCGCUGGCGAACGAGGACAUCCCCAUCCAGUACAACAGUGGUCACUUCAAGGAGGGAAUACAAGAGAAGAACAGCCACAAUCGGCCUGACUGCUCCGACGCCAUCAACUCAGUGGGGGGUGGCAGAGCGGUGGAGUAUUACUUUGCAUCCGAUGCAAGUGCCAUCAUUGAGCACACCAACAAGGUGCUGUACCUCGAGGAUGACGACAUUGCAGUCGUGUCCGAGGGGAAGCUGUCAAUCCACAGGAUAAACCGGCAGGCCGGAGAAAACCCAGUGAGAGCAAUUCAGACCUUGCAAAUGGAGCUGCAACAGAUCAUGAAAGGAAACUUUGAGGCCUUCAUGCAGAAAGAGAUCUUUGAGCAGCCGGAGUCUGUAGUGAACACCAUGAGAGGCAGAAUUUGCUUUGACACCAACGCAGUGCUUCUUGGAGGCCUGAAGGACCACCUGAAGGAGAUCAAACGUUGCAGGCGGCUCAUCGUGAUUGGCUGUGGCACCAGUUUCCACGCCGCAGUUGCUACCAGACAGAUUCUUGAAGAGUUGACAGAACUGCCUGUCAUGGUGGAGCUGGCAAGCGACUUCCUGGACCGCAGCACACCAGUUUUCAGAGACGACGUUUGCUUCUUCAUCAGCCAAUCAGGAGAGACAGCAGAUACAUUGAUGGCUUUGCGUUACUGCAAGGAACGUGGAGCGCUAACAGCCGGUAUAACCAACACUGUGGGGAGUUCCAUUUGCAGAGAAACCGACUGUGGAGUACACGUCAACGCUGGGCCGGAGAUUGGAGUGGCGAGCACCAAGGCUUACACCAGUCAGUUUGUGGCCCUCGUCAUGUUCGGCCUGAUGAUAAGCGAGGACAGACUCUCCCUGCAGCAGAGAAGACUGGAGAUCAUCAAUGGCUUUAAGGUGCUACCUGAGCUGAUAAAGAACGUGUUGUCGCUGGAUGAGAAGAUAAAAGCCAUUGCAGAUGAGCUGUAUGAGCAGAAGUCUCUUCUGGUUAUGGGCCGAGGUUACAAUUACGCUACCUGCCUUGAGGGGGCACUGAAAAUUAAGGAGAUCACAUACAUGCACUCAGAAGGCAUCCUGGCCGGAGAGCUGAAACACGGUCCUCUAGCACUCAUAGACAAGGACAUGCCGGUCAUCAUGGUCAUCAUGCGCGAUGGCUGCUACACUAAGUGUCAGAAUGCCCUGCAGCAAGUCACUGCCAGAUCGGGUCGGCCCAUCAUCCUCUGUUGCCAGGACGAUUUAGAGAUAACCAAGAAUGCCUACAAGACCAUUGAGUUGCCACAAAUUGUGGACUGCCUGCAGGGCAUCCUCAGUGUCAUCCCCCUACAGCUGCUGUCCUUCCACUUGGCAGUCCUACGAGGAUAUGAUGUUGACUGUCCUAGGAACUUGGCCAAGUCUGUGACAGUGGAAUAAUUACAGUUCACAAAGCCCAGAAGAUGAGAGGUGGCUUAAGGAGAUUUACAGUGCAAUUGUGCAAUCUACAAUCAGUGUGUGUGUUUGCAGGCAUGUAUCUGGGUGAGGUUUGGUUGUAUUUGUUUGUAUGGAUAUAUAUGUGUGUGUGUGUGUGUGAGAGAGAGAGUAUGAGUGAGACUGGGAGAAUGGAGCAGAUGAAGGUGGUGUGGGGUACAAUUAACUUUUAAAAAGAGAAAUGUGAAACCUGACCAAUACACUGCUGAAGACAGAGUGGUGCCAUUGAGGCGUGCGGAGAAAAACGUUUUUGAAAACAACAUUUACUCAGCCAAAGACACCUGCUGUGCCUUUUUCUAAUCACAAGUUGAGCCAAAAUCCUGUCGCAGGCAUUGCAGAAGAGCUUUGAAAUGGUACAUUGAAGUGUUUACAAUUGUGCAAUAUGGACACCAACCAUGCAUUAUGAAUGUACACAAUCACUUUCUCUUCCUUUUUUAAUGAAUUUAUUAGUCAUGUUGGGGGCUUUAGGUGCCUUGUUUGCUUUGAAGGAAAAAAGGAAUUGCAUUUCUUUUUAAAUUUCAUUUUGUAUGUUUCUUUGCCAAAGUACGGAUUCACUGUGCUUGGAGAUACAGAAACCAAAAUCUGUUCUUCAUUCUUCAUCUUCAUUUUUAUUUUAAACAUAUAAUGUCCUUUCCGCCUCAUGGAAAAGUAACUUUUUUUCCCCAAAAUAUCUUUAUGUCCUUGUUGUCAUAAUGGAUUAUAUUCCCUUAUUUAAAGAGCACUAAGAAAGUAAGAAAGAAAAUGUAUCUUGACUUUUAAAACUUUGUCAGCCAUUUGUAUGGAUUUUAUGAAAAUACUAUUAUGUAUUUAAUUGGUUUCUUUUUGUUUAAAUAAAUAGUUUGAUUUAUAACUUUUUGAUUGUAUUUUAUACUGUUUGUUUUUUUAGAAAAGCACAAUCAAUCAAGAAAUCGAUAAAGCAUUAUUUUUUAAAGUGAAUGAUUGUCUUCUUUCCCCCCUGUUGAUGUGUUUGUUGGGUUUGAUGCUGUUUAUUUGAGAUGUUUUCAAUGAUUUAAAUAGAACAUGUAUUUUUUGUCUUUUGUAACUUAAAAUAUAAAACUUUUGUAAAAACAAUUUUGUAAUACAACCUAAAUUACUCAAAAAAUAAAUACAUUCCCAAUCAGAA
Messenger RNA from Cololabis saira (Pacific saury), 3336 nucleotides. It is a transcript of the gene gfpt2, whose product is annotated as glutamine-fructose-6-phosphate transaminase 2. The record is from RefSeq and is a predicted model, not a curated record. Gene Ontology annotation, molecular function: carbohydrate derivative binding; L-glutamine:D-fructose-6-phosphate transaminase (isomerizing) activity. The coding region runs from base 111 to 2159 and encodes 682 amino acids. Gene Ontology annotation, biological process: fructose 6-phosphate metabolic process; UDP-N-acetylglucosamine metabolic process; carbohydrate derivative biosynthetic process. The transcript has 19 exons. Lineage: Eukaryota; Metazoa; Chordata; Actinopteri; Beloniformes; Belonidae.